Messenger RNA from Eubalaena glacialis (North Atlantic right whale), 2745 nucleotides. Its product is annotated as kelch-like protein 34. Lineage: Eukaryota; Metazoa; Chordata; Mammalia; Artiodactyla; Balaenidae. Gene Ontology annotation, molecular function: protein binding. The record is from RefSeq and is a predicted model, not a curated record.
AUGGGGACGCCGCCGAGCCCAGCCCGGCCACGCCGAGCCGCCGCCCGCCCUAGGCCCGGCUCCGGGGACUUGUGCGGCCGGCGGGCUGCGGGCGAGCGGCCGGGCGUGGGUCCCGGGCGCCGGGAGCUGCUGGAGGGCCGGUCCGGGCGGCAGCGCGGCGCCCGGGCUGGCCGGGUCCCAGCCGAGGCGCGGAGAAGCGAGGUGACCGCAGCGGCGAGGGGCUGCAGCGUCCGGGGGCCGCACUCCUGCACACGUCUUCGCAGCGCCUGCCGAACGCAGCCUCCAGCGCAGCUACAAAUGGCCGUCUGGGGGCCGGGCCGCCAGGCUGAGCCUUCUUUAAGCCUCAUUAGUCUGGAAGUCAAUGAUAUUUUUCAGGAGCCGGAAGAGUUAGCGUUUUUUGGACUCACUCCCUGGAAGGCUGUAAUCAGAGGCCCAGCCAUGGGGGAGAUUCCCUGGGGCAUCAGCCACGAACCAAAGGAGCAGGAAGAGGACUUGGGCCUGGCCUGGCCCUACUGCACAUUUGUGGCCCUUUUCCCCUCAGUGAUUCAAAGACCUGUUCCUUUCAUUUUGUGGUUCUGUCGUCCCCCAGAGCUUCAGCAGGCAGGAGAACAGGGUGUGGAAGAGUCACGCUCACUUCCUGAAAGCUUUGGCCCAGAAAUGACACACGUCCUUUCUGCUUACAUUCCACGGGCAAAAAACGAUAUGCAUGGUCACACCUGGGCGCAAGGAUGGCUAGAAAAUGUAAUCCCUGCCCAGGCAGCUGCUCCUGGCAACAAUUUGUAUCAAGGAGAAGGAACUGAAAUUCUGGAGGACACGCCAAUGGUUAAGAAUCCUCCUGCCGACUUCCUGUCUUACUGCAAAGCUCAUGGCGGCGCGCUGCUCACUGGCUACCAGGCACUGCGCACCGAGGGCUUCCUGUGCGACGUGACCCUGGAGGCCGAGGGCAGCGAGUUCCCGGCGCACAGGUCGCUCCUCGCGUGUUCCAGCGACUACUUCAGGGCCCUGUUCAAGAGCCACACCCGGGAAGCCCGGGCGCCCGUGAUCCACCUGCAUGUGCCGUCGGCGGCCGGCCUGCAGCGCCUGCUGGACUUCAUCUACACCGCCUGGCUGCCACUCUCCAUGGACACCGUGGAGGACACGCUGGAGGCCGCCAGCUACCUGCAGGUCACCGAGGCCCUGGGGCUGUGCGGCUGCUACCUGGAGUACCAGCUAGGCCCGGAGAACUGCUGCUUCACCGCCAACGUGGCGGCGUGCUUCGGCCUGGUGCACACACUGCGCGCUGCCGAGCGCUGCAUUGUGAGCCACCUGCGGGAGCUGCUGGCGCGGGGCGCGGGCCCCGCCAGGCUGCUGGAGCUCAACCCCGCGUCGCUGAGGGCCGUGCUGGGUGCCCCUGACGUGGCGCGCGUGCCCGAGGCCCGGCUGCUGGGCCUGGCCCUGGCCUGGCUGCGGCAGGAACCUGAGGCCGAACGGCUGGACCACUGCGCCGCGCUGCUCGAGCGCGUCCGCUUCGGCCUGGUGCCCACCGACGUGCUGCGGCGCGUGUACUCGGGCUCCGGCCUCACCCUGCCCUCCCGGGUCAAGGGCCUCAUCAUCCAGGCCCUCAACUACCACACGUCCCCCUCCCGCCAGCCGCUCAUGCAGGGCGAGCAGACCAGCGUCCGGAGCCCCCAAACCCGCAUCUUGUUGGUCGGGGGGUGCAGGGGGCGGGAGGUGGUGACCGAGGAGGUCGUGGUCCCCCGGCGGGCAGCCAGGGGGAGGCCCGAGGAAGAGGAGGAGGAAGAGGAGCAGGUGGAGGAGGAGGAGGAGUGGGAGCUUACCCAGGACGUGGUGGCCUUUGACGUGUACAACCACCGCUGGCGCAGCCUCACGCGGCUGCCCGCUCUGCUACUGGGGCACAGCGUGUGCGCCGCGGGCAACUUCCUGUUCGUCCUCGGCGGGGAGAGCCCGUUGGGCAGCGGCUCCUCCCCCACAGCCGACAGCCUGCGGGCGGUCACGGCCCAACUGCACCGUUAUGACCCGCGCUUUCACGCUUGGACGACUGUGCCCGCUAUGCGGGAAGCGCGGUCCCAUUUCUGGUGCGGCGCCGUGGGCGAGGGGCUCCUGGCCGUCGGGGGCCUGGGCGCGGGCGGCGAAGCGCUGGCUUCAGUGGAGAUGUACGACCUGCGCCGGGACCGCCGGAUGGCGGCCGGGGCGCUGCCGCGGGCCCUGUACGGCCACGCGGGGGCCGUCGGGAAGUGCGGCGUCGUGUACGUCUCCGGGGGCAAGGCGGGGAGAGGCGAGGGCGCCGCGAGCAGCCUCCGGGACGUGUUCUCCCUGGGCCCCGGGGAGCAGGCGUGGAGCAAGAGGGCGCCCAUGGGCACGGCCCGCUUCGGGCACCACAUGGCCGCACUGCGCGGCGCGGUGUUCCCCUUUCUGGGGCGCUACGAGCCCUUCUCCGAAAUCGAGCGCUAGGACCCCGGCACCGACCAGUGGACUCGGCUGCGGCCGCUACCCUACGACCGCUUCUGCUAUGGGCUGGCCGUGGUGGUGGAGACGGUGCUGCUGCUGGACUCACGCCAGGUGCCUACCCGCAACGUGGUGGGUUAUGACCUCGACCUGGACCGCUGGGAGGACACUGGCUGCGCGCUGCCUUGGGCCUGGAGCGGCCUGCAGUGCGCAGUGCUGCAGUUGGCCGAGCGUGGGGACGAAGAGAGGGAGGGAGAGCCCGGAGAGGCGCCAGAUUUAGUGCUGGGCUUAAUGGGUUAG